UGGCAUUUUUAUCCAGUAGCCCAUUCAAAAAACAUCCGUGAAUAUUUUCUACAACAAUAUCAAAAAAUCUAGUCUACGAGACAUAUUUACCAUUGAAUGCUUCGAAGCUUGGGCACACAUAUUAGUUUUCUACCUUUAUUUUCCAGUUGUAAGUGGUUUUAGUUCUACUGACUAUGUGUUCCAAAACCAAUGAACGUGCUACGCGACUCCAUGAACCGGGAAGGGUUUGCCGGGAACUACUGUAUCUCAGAUCAAAGGUGCCCGUACGAGAAGUCCCUGCCUUUACCUUUCAGGCACUGCAGCCCAACACGGUGGUAAAGCCACCUCCAAAGAUUGACAUUUUCAAACGGAAGCCCGUGAAGGAGACCGUCUUCAAAAUCUAUUUCAAUCGCGGGGACAUUCCGUGCGUGAUGUCCGGCCGGAGCAGCAAACAGGAUCCCACCAAGGAGCGACCGGUGAAGUGGCACUGUGUGCCGGAGAAUCUCGACUACUGCUACUACUUGCCCAUCUUCGUGGACGGACUGGCGGACAUGGACUACGACACUCGGUUGCUGGCCGUCAAUGGGGCCAUCGAUCUCAUCAUGAGGGCCCCCAAAAAGGUGCUCCCAGUGCUCCCCAAGUUGAUCCUGCCACUGAAAAGGGCCUUUCAGACCCGAGACAAGCGGAUUAUCAUCUCCGCCCUUCAAGUCAUUCAGCUGAUGGUCCGAUUGGGUCCCUGUGUGGGUCAGGCUCUGGUGCCCUUUUACCGCCAAUUGCUGGCCGUUUGCAACCUUUACAAGAACAUCAACGUGAAUCUGGGCGAGGGAAUCGAUCCGGAUCGUAACUGUCGCAUCGGUGACGUCAUCGAGGACACCCUAAAGUUGCUGGAGUACUGCGGAGGUCCCAAUGCCUUCAUCAACAUCAAGUACAUGGUUCCCACCUACGAGAGCAGCGUCUUCCCCAGAUGCGAAGCUCCUGUGCCCCGAUAAUCCUGUGAUUUCCGCUUUCCAGUUCGCCAUUCUUCAGUUAACGUUUCAGUUAACGAACAUUCGCGAUAGAGUUUAAGCUGCUAAAUUGAAGUUUGUGAACCUUCAAAUCGGGGAUAAGUAAAAGCCAAAUUUUUGCACUAAUUUGGCAUGGUAAACAGUUGAAAAA
Messenger RNA from Drosophila elegans, 1134 nucleotides. Its product is annotated as parkin coregulated gene protein homolog. The record is from RefSeq and is a predicted model, not a curated record. Lineage: Eukaryota; Metazoa; Arthropoda; Insecta; Diptera; Drosophilidae. Gene Ontology annotation, molecular function: Hsp90 protein binding; Hsp70 protein binding. The transcript has 4 exons. Bases 174 to 968 code for a protein of 264 amino acids.